ACCACGACCUGGUUUUGUGAAGGAUUGGAGAGUCAGAUAAUUCCUCGCCAUGUGACACAACACUGAACAGACACACUCUCUCUCUUUCUCAGAUCCUCCAAACUCUCCAAACCAACAAUGUCCUCACCAGCGCCGGCGUCGCCGCCGCCUGGUGGUAACAACACCGCUCCUCCGCCGUCCAACACCGCUCCUCCGCCUCCAACCACCCCUUCUGCCCCACCGCCAGCUACCCCAGCUGCCCCACCGCCGGCUACCCCCGCCGCCCCUCCGCCGGCAACUCCGCCACCACUAACUCCGACUCCAUCUCCACCAGCAUCUUCGCCACCUCCGACAGGGUCUACUUCUCCCCCGCCACCAUCUACCCCAUCUGACUCUCCCCCUCCGCCCUCUACCCAGGUUCCCUCGCCUCCGGGGUCCAGGAGCUCGCCACCGCCACCUGCUGCAGUUAGGAGCUCUCCGCCGCCGCCGAGGACGAACAGCACUGGUGGUCCAUCGAAUGCGGGUGUGAUUUCGACAGGGGCUGUUGUUGGGAUUGCAAUUGGGGGAGUGGUGAUACUUUUGGUUCUGAGUGUGCUGUUUAUUUUUUGCAAGAAGAAGAAGAGGAGAUACGGCGAUGAGGGGGCUUACUAUGUUCCACCGCCACCACCCAAAGAUGACCGUUAUGGUGGUCAACAGCAACAGUGGCAACACAAUAUUCCUCCACCUGCUGGUCAUCAUGCUGUUGCAUCGGUGCUCAAGCCAUCUCCUCCACCACAAGUUGGGGCACGCCCGCCUCUCUCUCCAUCUUAUACACCUGCACCACCACAACCUUUCGUAAGCAGCAGCGGAGGCUCUGGCUCGGGGUCUGAAGUAUACCCACCACCUUCACCUGGCAUUGGCUUAAGCUUCUCAAAGAGUACGUUUACGUACGAGGAGUUGGCUAGGGCAACAGAUGGCUUUUCAGAUGCAAACCUCCUUGGACAAGGUGGUUUUGGCUAUGUGCAUAGAGGGGUUCUUCCAAAUGGAAAAGAAGUGGCUGUCAAACAGUUGAAAGCAGGAAGUGGUCAGGGGGAGCGUGAAUUUCAGGCAGAAGUUGAGAUUAUCAGCCGAGUGCAUCACAAGCAUCUCGUGUCAUUGGUUGGUUACUGCAUCACCGGUUCACAGAGAUUGCUUGUUUAUGAGUUUGUUCCUAAUAACACUCUGGAGUUUCACUUACACGGAAAGGGGCGACCUACCAUGGAUUGGCCAACCAGACUGAGGAUUGCAUUGGGAUCUGCAAAAGGAUUAGCAUAUCUCCAUGAGGAUUGUCAUCCUAAGAUCAUUCAUCGUGACAUCAAAGCAGCAAACAUACUUCUUGAUUUCAAGUUUGAAGCAAUGGUUGCAGAUUUUGGACUGGCAAAAUUAUCUUCUGAUGCUAAUACUCAUGUCUCUACCAGGGUCAUGGGAACUUUUGGGUAUCUGGCUCCAGAAUAUGCUUCAAGUGGAAAACUAACAGACAAGUCAGACGUUUUCUCCUUCGGUGUCAUGCUCUUGGAAUUAAUUACUGGUCAACGGCCAGUUGACUCAAGCCAUUCUUUCAUGGAGGACAGUUUGGUAGAUUGGGCAAGACCUUUGCUGACACGUGCUCUUGAAGAAGGAAACUUAGAUAGCUUGGUUGAUCCAAAGCUGCAAAACAAUUACAAUCAGAAUGAGAUGGCUCGCAUGGUUGCUUGUGCUGCUGCCUGUGUGCGUCAUUCAGCAAGACGACGACCACGAAUGAGUCAGAUAGUUCGUGCAUUGGAAGGAGACGUGUCUCUAUCUGAUCUCAAUGAAGGAAUUAAACCCGGUCACAGCACUGUCUACAGUUCACAUGGAAGCUCAGACUAUGACACCAGUCAAUAUAAGGAAGACAUGAAAAAAUUUAGGAAGAUGGCAUUGGGGACCCAAGAGUAUGCUGCCAGUAGCGAGUACAGUGAACCGACCAGUGAAUACGGUUUGUAUCCUUCUGGAUCAAGUGGUGAAGGCCAAACCACUCGAGAAAUGGAGCUGGGAAAGAUGAAGAAGAAUGGUCAAGGUUUCAGUGGAAAUUCUUGAUAACUAAUUUCGCAUUCCGCUGUAAAGUUCUGGCCCCACCACUUUUUUUUUUUUUUAAAUUUUCUCUUCUCUUAAUGCAAUGCAGUCGAUUGAAUAUCAAAUUGAGUGAAGAAAACGAAGCAAUUCCUUUUAUUAAAAUUUUCCCAAUUCCUAAAUUGAUUUGAUCAUAUUAUUUGCGUGUAUCUAGCAGUGCUCAUGUAAAAGAAAACGAUGGAAUGACCACACAA
This is a messenger RNA of Tripterygium wilfordii, 2279 nucleotides long. RefSeq names its product proline-rich receptor-like protein kinase PERK1. Gene Ontology annotation, molecular function: protein kinase activity; ATP binding. Gene Ontology annotation, biological process: protein phosphorylation. Bases 118 to 2052 code for a protein of 644 amino acids. The record is from RefSeq and is a predicted model, not a curated record. The transcript is spliced from 8 exons. NCBI's taxonomy places the organism in Eukaryota, Viridiplantae, Streptophyta, Magnoliopsida, Celastrales, Celastraceae.